GAUCCCCUCUCCCACUCCCUCCACUUUGUUUACUCUGACGUCAUUGACAUGCGCCGCUCACAUGUUCGCAAACUGGAAGCGACUCCCUCACCGGCUCAGGUGAUGCGUCUGAAGUCAGAGGAGCAGCAGACUGAAAUGACACAUAUUUCCUCAGAUAUGUGUGAAAUGCAGCUGAAUGGAGUUUCAGAGGUGAUGGAUCUGCUUCACAUAGACGUGGAGACUGAUGUGGUGGAAGACAGACCUGGAAGAGGAGAUGCACUGUAUUCAAGGAAUGUGUUGAGGAAGCAGCGACACUGGGAGAGACAGCUGGCUGCGAAGAAGAGCAAAAGGAAAGAAGAGAAGCACAGGAGGAAGCUCAACCGUGAGCACGAGUCGGGUGCAAGUGCGGACAAUCCUCAGCUUAGCAAACGGGUCAUGAAGGCGAUCACCAAAGAGCGUUUAGCCGAGGCUCAGUCCACAGGGCUCAAACUCUGCGUCGACCUGAGUAUGACAGACUGCAUGUCUGACAAGGAGAUAAGUCGACUGGCCGGUCAGUUACGACGGCUGUACGGAUCAAACAAGAAGGCGACGCGACCGUUCCACCUGUUCCUGACAGACCUGAAGGAGGACAGUCGUCUGUACAGAGAGUGCAUACGAAUGAACGAAGGCUUCCUCAACUACACGAUGGACAUAACAGAGGAAAGCUGUCUGGACCUGUUUCCUCCAGAAACUGUCGUCUACCUCACACCAGAUGCUGAAGAAGCCUUGGAAACAGUGGAUGCUGACAAAGUGUACGUCCUUGGUGGUCUUGUGGAUGAAAGCAUCCAGAAGAAGCUGAGCUUCUCGAGGGCCACAGAACUCAGCGUCCGCACGGCGAGGCUGCCCAUAGACGAGUACAUGACGAAGAAAAACAACACUAAGAAUUUCCACUCAAAGAUCCUGGCAGUGAAUCAAGUUUUUGACAUCUUGUUGACUUUCUGUGAUACCGACAGCUGGACAGAAGCGCUGCAGGCAUGGUUCCCUCAGGGGAAGGGUUAUGUCGUUGCGCCAGAUUACUCCCUUCCACGUCCAACACAGACUAAACACAUGGAAUAAUGUGCUGCAAUUUUUCUUUUAUUUGGAUCAUGUUUAGUACCAGAUAGGAGUUGAGACAAUGUAACAAGUGCCUGAUGGGAAAGACACUUUCUCAGGAAUAAUUUCAGACCUUUUCUUGAUUUUAAGAGACAAUUUAAAUGUUGGUAGCACACAAAAAUUGACACAGCAGCACAAAAAUCCUUAAUGUUUUGCGAACUAGUCUUUAGUUUGCAAUUAUCUCUAAUAAUGGGAACUCGUGUGCCUCCCUGCAGAGAAUAUAUUCUUGAAACGCUGCUCAUCUAAUUAGUUUUUGUAAAUAAACUCUUAAUAUAAAUGUAAUGACGACACACAAUCUGUUUCCAACUUUUGACCUUCAAGCAGCUGAUUUUUGAAGAAUUUCAGAACUGCUCCUGGUAUGAAAAUGUUCUUUUUCCUCUUGUUUCAUUUAAGGUUUAUUGUAAUUAAAUUAUUUGAAAGAGGC
Messenger RNA from Thunnus maccoyii (southern bluefin tuna), 1534 nucleotides. RefSeq names its product tRNA methyltransferase 10B (gene trmt10b). The record is from RefSeq and is a predicted model, not a curated record. The coding region runs from base 49 to 1074 and encodes 341 amino acids. The transcript is spliced from 9 exons. Gene Ontology annotation, molecular function: tRNA binding. Gene Ontology annotation, biological process: tRNA N1-guanine methylation. Lineage: Eukaryota; Metazoa; Chordata; Actinopteri; Scombriformes; Scombridae. Gene Ontology annotation, cellular component: nucleoplasm; nucleus.